Lentinula edodes (shiitake mushroom) is the source of this 1092-nucleotide messenger RNA. RefSeq lists its product as uncharacterized. The transcript is spliced from 3 exons. The coding region runs from base 1 to 1092 and encodes 363 amino acids. NCBI's taxonomy places the organism in Eukaryota, Fungi, Basidiomycota, Agaricomycetes, Agaricales, Omphalotaceae. The record is from RefSeq and is a predicted model, not a curated record.
AUGCAAAUCGGAGGUAAAGAACCUUUCUCCUUUCAUUUAACUAGCAAACCUCAAAAACGCCACAGAUUUGACAUCCAUCUUCGUUGCUUCUCUCAUGAGCUCUACGCGCGCCGCCACCCCAGCUAUCCCAGCCAAAAUCUCCAUGACCGCGUAGAACUGGCUGUACCACCCGCUGGAUCUCCAUCGGUCGACCAACGCAUACUCACCCAUAGUGGCCCUAUGAGGUCUCCGAGAUUGAUUCGUCGAGUGACACCAUAUGACAAUCGAUCGCCCUCUCCUGACCCCAGAUUUGCAUCUUCUUCUCCUCCAUCUCUAUUUUCGUCUCCGUCUCGUCCUACCAUUAGCUCUGUUGGCAGAUAUCACAAGGCUCCGUCUGGUUUCACGGUCUGCAUUCCAAGAAGAGCUUCUCAUAUCUCUCAGAAUCAUGUUCCUGCGUCGAGCAGUUCCACUCCUCGAGAUCCAUUGGCAUCAAAACUAGACACACAGGCUAUCGUACAAAAUUCUGAAUGUCCUACUACAUCCGGUAGUAGCCGUCGCAAUGUCCAUCUUCUUCAGACUCCUCAGAGUCGCUCCACGAUUGUUUGCGCUCCCGCUACCCGGACAUCCUCAUUGAUGGAACCACAAAUCGUGGGAGGUGAUGAUUGUGACGAAGACCCUGAUUCCAAAAUCCCGAAGCCUCCUGGGGAAGUCAAUCGACCUGGUCGGGGAGGCUAUAAUCUGCGCGCUGUGUUGAACUGGUCCAACCAGCGCUUUCAGAAAGUCAAGAAAUUUAUCGACGCCACUGUUGAGGAUAAAUUGGAUUGCAUCCAACCUAUCAGCAAACAAUCUCUAGCGAAUAUAGAGGAAGUACAUGUAAUAGCGUUACAGAAGUUCCACUUCCUUGGUGAAUAUCGCGACAACUGGGUGAUCGAUGACUUCAUCAAAUGUCAUCUCAAAUACCUGAAACAGGCCCUGCAGAAGAAAGCGAUGAAGACAGCAGUCACCGAAGCUCGCCAGGAAGUUCAACGUGCUCAGUUGCGAGCUGAGUUGGCUGAAAAGAGAGCUGCUGCUGUAGCAAGAGAUACUCGGCAAAGGGGCGAUCUAUCUCAGUAG